AUCGAACUUGCGCAGUGGGUUGACGAAGAAGCGCGAAACUGCGACGCCGUCGAUGUCGCUGGCUCCAGGUUACGCAGUCGAUGGCAAGUUUCCAGAUGUGAUUGAAGCUCUCAGGGAAGCAGGGUGGGUUGCAUGUCCACACCACACGUACCCGAACUGCAUGCUUCGGUUCACCAACUACGCCAAGAUUCAAUGGAGCUAUGUCAAGCCGCACCAGGUGAUUAACCAUCUUCAGCACGCAAUUCUUCUCAGCAAGAAGAACGAGCUCUUGCAACACCUCGAGUCUCGCCAAGGCGUCAGCGGUUUACUUCCACGAAGUACAACCAGUCUGGAUGCCUGGUUCGCCAUGUUCCUUUACGCUCAAGCUCUCCUUGUCCUUAAGAACCCAUCCACGUUCGCUGCAUAUCUUCCUGCAGCACGUUGCAUUGCUCACGAAAUCCAGCGUUUGAAUGCUCCAUCUCGGCGCGAGCAUAGUCUGCUUUUCAUGGACAAGACCUUUUUGUCCACCCACGAGGACAUCGUGGCAACCCUCGUUUCUGCCACACGUACAACCAUUUCGAGUUCCUCUAUCGGCUGCUGUGCGCCACCCAGCGAUGACGACGAUGCACUCCUGUUGUAUCUUGAAGCAUGCGAUCCACAAUUUCACUUUGUCUCGACGCGGAAUCUUUGGAUUGUCAAGCCUGCGGGGCUAUCCCAGGGCCGAGACAUCCAAAUCAUAUCGAGUCGGAUCGAGAUGGAAGCAUACAUGCAGGCCGCGAACAAGAGGCAAGUUGUGGUCCAGCAGUAUGUGGAGAGGCCGCUUCUGAUCUUCGACCGCAAAUUUGACAUUCGCCAAUGGAUCGUGAUCACGAACACGGCGCCAUUGACCAUCUACUGGCAUCGCCAGUGCUACCUCCGUUUUUCGUCCAAGCCGUACUCCCUAGCCCACGACGACGAUCUCAACGACACGUUUGUCCACCUGUGCAACCAUUCUCUCCAGAAAACAAAUCCCAACGACCAACACCCCGACAUUCCACAGCACAUGUGGAGCGUCGACCGAUUCCUCGUGCAUCUCAGGUGUCUCUGCAUCGCGUUUCGAACGCCAUAGAUUCCAACAGUCCGUUGCAUGCAGCCAGGUAGGUCGGCGCGAUUCAUGGGAUGACACGACGUUGCCGGCGAUGCAGCGCGCUGCCAUCGAAGCGGUCUUGUCUAUCCACUCCAAAUUGAAGCGUGUUGGGAACGGCUUUGAAUGGCUCGGCCUGGACUUUUUGCUCGACGAACGCAUGCAUCCAUGGUUGCUCGAGGUCAACGUGAGCCCAGACGUGAGCCACAGCACGUCCACCACAGCUGCCAUGGUGCCCCAAGCCACUCGAGAUCUCUUGAAACUGGUGCUGCCUCAGACACCAAUGCCCGGUGGCAGUCCUCCCUCGGCGACGGCGGCAUCCAACCGAGCCAAUGACGAGAACGUGUGGGUAUUGUUGUAUUGCAGCACCGACCCGGUCACUUAGCGGAAGCGACCAACGUGCUUGAUUAGUUGUAGUACACCAGCGUGUCGCGCGACUUGAUCUUGAAAACGCGCACCGCAGACGCCACAACGACAUUCGACCCUUUCUUUGUUGGUUCAGGCGUACCCAUCACUUGAAGCAUGUCACCUAGAGAUGGUAAACGUGAGGUCCCUGGGACGAGUCACGCAUGCAUGGUUGUUGCUGGCACCCAGUUGAAGGACUUGGACAAGGGAGCGCGGCAUCAGACACGUCGGAUCCUGCGGCAACGAACGUUCUUGAAGCAAAACAUGAGUCGUGGUCCCAUCGGCACUCUGCAAAUCGACAAAUGAAAGGUUUCCAUGCAGUGCUUGAAUGCGAGACACUGCGCCUGAUGCAUGGACGGGCAUGGCGGGCGCUUCGUCGAAUUGAACGGCCAGGACGGCGGCCACUCGAUCGAUCGUGUGGUGUAUUGAUG
This is a messenger RNA of Aphanomyces invadans, 1938 nucleotides long. RefSeq lists its product as hypothetical. Bases 53 to 1087 code for a protein of 344 amino acids. NCBI's taxonomy places the organism in Eukaryota, Oomycota, Saprolegniomycetes, Saprolegniales, Verrucalvaceae. The transcript has 6 exons. Gene Ontology annotation, molecular function: protein-glycine ligase activity, initiating. Gene Ontology annotation, biological process: protein polyglycylation. The record is from RefSeq and is a predicted model, not a curated record.